AUGGAUGAUGACUUUGUGGCUUCCUCCACACCCUCAUUUCUCACUGAAAGCUUGGAGUUGGCAAUGGAAGUGGAGAAUGAGAACUCAAAGCCGCCUUGUUUUUCCUGUGCUUUUGACAACCAAAAUGGAGGGAGAAGCUUCUCUUCAGAGUCUUAUUUAGCAAGUGGGUCUUUUAAGAGGGUUUUGCUGAGACUAGAUCCUUCUCCAAAUGACUAUGAAGAAGAUGUAGUGGAAAUGUUUGGUUUUCAGUGGGUUACUGAAAUGGCCUUAGUUGAAUCCUGUGGACUUCUCUUUGGGUUACUUAGGCAACAGAUAUACAGACUGGAAAACCUAGUACAAAUGAGUUCAUCUGAUUUUGGUCAAGCUGCAAACUUUCACUCUGAAGCAGAGAGCAUCAGGCGUCAAUGUACUGAGUUUUUGCAUUAUGUGAAAGUUUUCAUCUUCAGGUAUCUGGAACCCCCUAAAGUAGAAAAUGAUGGAAUCCUCCAUCCAUAUGAAGAACUAGAAGCACAGUUACCAUCACUGUUGGUGGAAGAGCUUCAUGCUUUGACCAUGCACAUUGGUCACCUUUGUGAACUCCCUAGUAGUGUCCUGGCAACAUUUACUGUUCAACAUCUGGCAAAGGUCUUUCCCCCAUCAUGGCAUUUACUACACCUCCACUUGGAUAUUAAUUGGCUAGUAUUGGAAGUUCUUCAUGUAUUAAGUGAAAAAUUGAUGAGACAAGUUGUAUAUGCUAACCAUUUCAUAAAUCUAACUGGAGAGAAUUUAACCAGUAUCAGUUUAUUUGAGACACACUGUGGAAAUCUCAUAUCUGAUUUAAUAAGCUUGUCCAUCAACAAGUAUAUAAAGGUGAGACCUUCUGAGGCUCUUAUUAGUCACCACUAUCCGUGUACCUGCAUUAAAGAAUUAUGGGUUCUACUUAUUCAGCUGCUGGACCACAGAAAUAAAGGGUCACACACAGAGUGUUUCUGGAGCUUGGUGAACAAAACUCUGAAGAGUAUCUUUGAAAGGCCAAGUAGUUCUGAAAGAAUAUCUGGUUUUGAAACAAUUCAGUGUAAAGACCCAUUGAGUUUUAGCUGGUGGAUCAUUACUCAUCUGGCAUCACUCUACCAGUUUGAUCGUAAUGGAAAUCUAGAUGAAAAGAAACAGAAGGAAUCCAAUUGGAAAUUUGUGGAAGAACUCCUUAAAAAAUCCACUGAUGCUCAAACUGUUGUGUUAGAGGAACACUUACGAAUGCAUCUCCAGUGCUGCUUGACUUUGUGUGGUUUCUGGGACUUGAACCUAUCUAUUGUCACCAUACUCUGGGAUUAUUACAGCAAGAACCUGAACAGUUGCUUUACUGUUCCUUGGCUUGGUCUGAAGGGUCUGGCAAAUAUUAGUAAAACUUCUUUGUCAAUGCUUGAGUUGGUGAAGAGUUGCUGUUGUGAGCAGCAGAUCCCUACCCUGUACGAGUCCAGCAACAGUUACUUCAUUUUUCUCAGCAUUUUGGCACAGAUGAUGAAGAAAACAGAGAACAGUGGCGUGCAUCCUUGGAGACAAAUUAAAGGACGAAUUUAUUCCAAGUUCCAUCGAAGAAGAAUGCAGGAGCUGACAGAAGUGGGACUGCAGAACUUUUUAAACCUGUUUCUCAUGCUGGCGAUCGUUGCAGAGACAGAAGACAUAGUGAGUCGAGUAUUGGAUCUUUUGGAUUUCCUGACUCCAUCCUCCGUUACCGUGUCUCAAAGGGCUCUCAUCUGGAGAGGUCAUUUUGCUUUCCUUUUGAUUUACGUUGAGAAGAACAUGGACAUCAGUGUCCUAGCUGAGAAACUCUCAAAUGCUUUCCGUGAGAAGGCAAAGGAGUUUUUAGUACGGAAAAAUGACAACACACAGAAACAAAAUCUCUGGACUCUCCUUUCAACUUACAUUGAUGGUGUCCAAGAAGUGUUUGAGACCAGCUGCUACUUGAGCCUUUCUGAGGAAAAGUUGCUGAAUGAUGGCUUUAGUAUGCUGCUGCCUGCUUGUCGAGGAGCUGAACUGAGUUUGGUCCUAAAUUUUCUUCAGGUUGUUCUAGCCAGACUUCGGUAA
This is a messenger RNA of Leptosomus discolor (cuckoo roller), 2064 nucleotides long. Lineage: Eukaryota; Metazoa; Chordata; Aves; Leptosomiformes; Leptosomidae. The record is from RefSeq and is a predicted model, not a curated record.